AUGUUGCCGCCACUUAAAUCAUUACAAUCUAUCCUUUCAAAUGAAAAAAGUUGUAUCAAUUAUUUAAUCGAAAAAGGAGUUCUUGAUAGUCAAUCAAUAUGUAAUUUAUGUAGUAGCUUAGCAAAAAGAUAUGAAAAAGUAUUUAAAUAUAGAAGAAAGCAAUGCAGAAUAUCUGUCUCUAUAUUUAAAGAUAUAUUUUUUUCAAAGCGCAAAUUAAAAGUUAAUGAGAUUCUUCAAAUUGGAUAUUAUUGGUUAGCAAAAACUCCACAUAUCUCAAUUAAAAACAUUACAGGACACUCACCAAAUACUAUAACAUAUUAUGCUAAUUGUUUUAAAGCACUUGUUGGUCUUAAUCUUCAAGAAACACAGGACAAAAUCAGAGGUCCAGAAAUUAUAGUUGAAAUUGAUAAAACUAAAAUCGGGAAAAGGAAAUAUAAUCAUGGUCAUCAUGUAAAAG
Messenger RNA from Dentiscutata erythropus, 457 nucleotides. The record is from the annotation of a GenBank genome assembly. NCBI's taxonomy places the organism in Eukaryota, Fungi, Glomeromycota, Glomeromycetes, Diversisporales, Gigasporaceae.